GUCCUAUACCGUAGUGUUGUGAUGGUCCUAUACCAUAGUGUUGUGAUGAUGCAUUCCAAACGGUAAACAUAUGUCCCUUUAUUGUGGAUUACUGGAUAAUAACAUGUAUUUUGGUAGACGUACAGUAUCAAAAGGGCAGUGGCCAAUGGCACGUGGGUGAAUAAUGUGCAGGGCUAGGACAUUUGCAUUGAUGAAUCAGGGGUUUUAUCUGUAUGGACAGGAUCAAGAACUUGGCAGCAUCGCAAUGGCACCAAAUCCCUGUUCAUUAAAAUAACAAAACCUCUGAUCCGGCAACCUUUGAUUGAGGUUUAUAAAAGAGGCGCGUGUCCCUCUGUCCUGGAUAUUACAUUGAGGAAGAGUGCUCUAACAACUGUGCAGACAUGAGUAAGAUCACUUUCUACGAGGAUAAAAACUUCCAGGGUCGCUCCUAUGAGUGCGACACGGACUGCCCCGAUGUGCACCCCCAUUUCAGCCGCUGCAACUCUGUCAAGGUAGAUAGCGGCUGCUGGGUGCUGUACGAGAGGCCCAACUAUGCAGGCUACCAGUAUGUACUGACCAGGGGAGAGUACCCAGAGUAUCAGCGCUGGAUGGGCUACAACGACACUGUUCGCUCCUGCCGUACCUUCUCUUAUGUGAGUAGCCGGGAGGCCAGCGGCAGUCCCUACCGCAUGAGAAUCUACGAGAGGCCAGACUUCCAGGGACAGAUGAUGGAGUUCGGUGAGGACUGUGACUCUGUCCAGGACCGCUUCCGCAGCCGUGACAUCUACUCCGCCAACGUCAUGGAUGGCUACUGGACCCUCUACGAGCACCCCAACUACAGGGGGCGCCAGUACUUUAUGAGGCCCGGCGAGUACAGGAAGUUCAGUGACUGGGGCGCCACCUGCGCCACCACUGGCUCCUUCCGUAGGAUCACCGACUUUUAGGCCCAACAUCUUCUCCACUCUGACCAGUCAAUAAAACUAUUGUUUAAAUUAAACUUGCUGUUGAUAUUUCCAUUUCACUGUUUCUGAUUAACUGAUUGAUUUAAUUGGUGACCUUUAUGAUAUUUGGGGUCUAUGUUUGUGCCUUUAACUUAAAUGGAGGACAAAUCUCAAUACAUUGAGCAAGAGGCAAAUGUUAUACAGUAUCCUGCAAGUAGGCAUAAAUAUAAUGUAAUAUACUGCAAAUAGGCCUACAUAAGAGGAUGUAAAUAUAUAUUUGAAAUACACCUUAAGAAUGUACCUGAAUGGGCUGUUUAAUGGUGUUUCUCUGUGUUGCACAUUUAACA
This is a messenger RNA of Coregonus clupeaformis (lake whitefish), 1267 nucleotides long. RefSeq names its product gamma-crystallin M2-like. The record is from RefSeq and is a predicted model, not a curated record. Gene Ontology annotation, biological process: lens development in camera-type eye; visual perception. The coding region runs from base 381 to 923 and encodes 180 amino acids. Lineage: Eukaryota; Metazoa; Chordata; Actinopteri; Salmoniformes; Salmonidae. Gene Ontology annotation, molecular function: structural constituent of eye lens. The transcript has 3 exons.